This is a messenger RNA of Panicum virgatum (switchgrass), 1839 nucleotides long. Its product is annotated as ornithine aminotransferase, mitochondrial. NCBI's taxonomy places the organism in Eukaryota, Viridiplantae, Streptophyta, Magnoliopsida, Poales, Poaceae. The transcript is spliced from 10 exons. Gene Ontology annotation, molecular function: pyridoxal phosphate binding; identical protein binding; L-ornithine transaminase activity. Bases 207 to 1622 code for a protein of 471 amino acids. The record is from RefSeq and is a predicted model, not a curated record. Gene Ontology annotation, cellular component: cytoplasm.
GCCUCGGUCCCAACCUCACAGCAAAGCAAGCAACGGCGACGCCUUUUCAGUUCGGCUCCGGAGCUGCUGCGCGCCUGCUAAUCUUCACGACUGGAGCGGCACGGCCCCCACUGAGCCACCCACCGGCGUCCGCGCGAGCGUGAGGGGCUGACCUGAGCGGAGCGGAGCAACUGAGGUCUUGAGCGGGGUCGGUGGUGCGAGCAGGCAUGGCGGCGGCGCUGGCGCGGCGGGUCGCGGCGGCGGCCCUGGCGCGGGGGCGCGGGAUGUGCUCGGCGCCCGCGGCGGCGGGGCGCGCCGCCGCGGCACUGUCCUCCGAGGAGCUCAUGCGGAUGGAGCGGGACUGCAGCGCCCACAACUACCAUCCGAUCCCCAUGGUAUUCUCCAAAGGAGAAGGUUCACACAUAGUGGACCCUGAAGGCAACAAAUACAUUGAUUUUCUCUCUGCUUAUUCUGCAGUCAAUCAGGGUCAUUGCCAUCCAAAAGUUCUGAGAGCUUUAAUAGAACAGGCAGAAAGGCUUACACUCAGUUCUAGAGCUUUCUACAAUGAUAAAUUCCCAAUCUUUGCGGAAUUUCUGACAAGCAUGUUUGGAUAUGACAUGAUGUUACCGAUGAAUACUGGAGCUGAAGGAGUUGAAACUGCUAUCAAGUUGGCUAGGAAAUGGGGUUAUGAGAAGAAAAAGAUACCAAAGAAUGAGGCUUUGCUUGUCUCUUGCUGUGGGUGUUUCCAUGGUCGAACUCUUGGUGUCAUUUCCAUGAGUUGUGACAACGAUGCAACUCGUGGUUUUGGUCCUUUGGUUCCUGGCCAUCUUAAAGUUGAUUUUGGAGAUAUUGAUGGGUUAAAGAAAGUUUUUGAAGAGCAUGGAGACCGGAUUUGUGGUUUUUUGUUCGAACCUAUCCAAGGUGAAGCCGGGGUAGUAAUCCCACCAGAUGGCUAUCUGAAAGGAGUCAGAAAUUUGUGUUCUAAGCACAACAUUUUAAUGAUUGCUGAUGAGAUCCAAACAGGCAUAGCUAGAACAGGCAAAAUGCUGGCAUGUGAUUGGGAAAACAUUCGACCUGACAUGGUGAUUCUAGGCAAAGCACUUGGUGCUGGAGUUGUCCCAGUCAGUGCAGUUCUUGCAGACAAGGACGUCAUGCUGUGUAUCAAACCAGGGGAACAUGGAAGUACAUUUGGUGGUAAUCCGUUGGCUAGCGCUGUGGCAGUUGCAUCACUGAAAGUGGUGAGAGAUGAAGGUCUUGUUGAAAGGGCUGCAAAGUUAGGACAAGAGUUCAGGGACCAGCUACAGAAGAUCCAGCAGAAAUUCCCUCAAAUCAUAAAAGAAGUGCGCGGAAGGGGUUUGCUGAAUGCAGUGGACUUAAACAAUGAUGCACUGUCUCCUGCUUCUGCAUAUGACAUCUGCAUCAAGUUGAAGGAGAGAGGCAUUCUAGCAAAACCCACACAUGACACCAUAAUCCGAUUAGCCCCACCCCUUUCAAUCAGUCAUGAGGAGCUUGCACAAGCAUCAAAGGCGCUCAGUGAUGUGCUGGAGAUUGACUUGCCACAGAUGCAGAAGCAGAUCAAGAAGCCAGAAUCAGAGGCAGAGAAGCCUGUCUGUGACAGAUGCGGCAGGGACUUGUACGGAUGAGCCAUUUCCAGCGACGCCUCCGAGCAUAGAUAGCUGCAUUUUCACAACAGAAAGCGCGGAUUGUCAAUAUUCUUAGUCACCGUAGUAUUAUCCAUCUCGUUGCAUGUAUAUUCUGGGAAUGUUGUUGCUUGUGCUGUUACCGUGAUUAAUGGCAAAUAAAUGGGGGUAGCAUUCACCUGCACUGUGAAUCUACCAUGAAGUCAUGUGAUUUUCUUUC